GAGUAAGUAUGUGACCAUAUUGUAGAUUUCAUCCCGGAAAUUUCUCUUAAACUAGCUUUUAGAAGGUGUCUAUCAUGUAGGUAGGCAAUGCUUGUGCGAAUUUGAAAGGAAUAUCGGAAUAAAAAGUGACUUAUUUAGAAUUAAUUGAACUUACGAUUUACCAGGCGACAUGGUGGCCGAACAUCAACCUAUCAUGUGUAGAAAAACAAGCAAGCAAGGUUCUAAAUCGAUGUCUUUGAGGGAGGGUUUUUGGGAAAAUGUUCACUGAUAAAAGCUUCGUCACCCUACCACUAAAUAGUACAUACAUUGAAGUUGGAUUGUACAUAUACGUCCCACAUCACAAAUGUUCGCGAUUAUAAGUAGAUAUCUAAUUAUGUACAUUUAUAAAUAACCAUUUACCAUUUGCUCGUUGUCCUAAUCGUCUAAAAUAUGAAAAUGCGUGUUAAGUGUAAUCCUGUUAUAUUUUUGUGUGCUGUUGCUUAUUUUGUGGCUGAAUUGGAUGCACAAAUCUGCCAACGUGUUCAACUUGUGACGAGGAUGGUGCAGGUUACGUACAAGACUUCGUACCGAAUCACCUAUCAUGGCCGCUGCUACUACGAUUGCAUUUUAACCAAGUGGGUCAGUUCUAUCGAACGCAAGAGUAUACCGAAAAGAGAACUGAAGCCCACAAACUUUUGUUGCACUGGCUACAUCAGGAAAGAUGACUCGGCUAAUGAUAGUGACAUUGUAUGCGAGCCAAUAUGUAUGCCAGCUUGCAGAAAUGGACGCUGCAAAACCCCAGGACAAUGCGAAUGUAAUCAUGGAUAUACCCAAGACCCUGAAGACGAUCACAAUUGCCUUCCAUCUUGUAGGAAAGGUUGCCAGAAUGGAACUUGCGUCGGCCCUGAAACGUGUCGAUGUAACUUCGGAUACACCCUCGUAAACGGCACAUGUCAGCCAGUUUGCACUGAUCCUUGUCACAAUGGUACCUGCGUUGCUCCAGAGAAGUGUGAGUGCCUCGUUGGCUACAGAAAAUCAGAGAAUAAUAUAUGCCAACCUUACUGUUCACACGGCUGCGACAAUGGAGCCUGUGUGGCUCCCGAAACCUGUCAAUGCCAUUCUGGAUGGGACUUAAAAGAGACCAAACACUUUCCAUACAAACAUUGCGUACCAAUCUGUUCAAAACCUUGCGGAAACGAAGUUUGUGUGGCCCCAGACACCUGUGGCUGUUUGCCUUCGUACAAAAAGUCAGAAGGUGGCUGUGAACCGAUUUGUUUCGGCGGAUGGGUUUCGAAAAAUGGUCGAUGUGUCGCUCAGUGCUCUCACCCGUGUGGCAACGGCACAUGUGUCGCUCCAAACGUGUGUGCUUGCCACAGUGGAUAUCAUAUGGAUAUUAAUUAUACUUUCUUGUACAGUUCCAAUCCGAAUGCAACAAUUUGCGUACCAACAUGUACUGGAUGUGCAGGACGCUGUGUUGCCCCUAACAAAUGUGAACUGGGACUAACAUCAGAAUCCCAAAUUUCGUUUGAUGAUUACUAUUACGAUUAUGAUCCUCCUAUAUUUCCACGUCAUGAAAAAACUACAACGUCUACUACAAGGCGUACUACAACGACAACUACCACAUCUACCGCAACACCUCAUCCGAUACCAACUACAACUACCACAACAAUGUCUACUCCCACACGUCAUCCAGUACCAACUACAACUUCUACAACAACUGCUACCAGUGCUAGUCCAUACUUUAACGAAACAAAAGGGGAAGAAUUGAAAAGUUCAUGGAUUGAAGAAAACUGGGUGCAGUUAUUCGUACCAAUAUUAUUAAUAAUCACGGCAGCCAUCAUUACCCUACUGCUACUAGUAUGGAGAUGCACACCCAUUAGAACUAUCUUCAAAGGAAGGAGUUAUGUUGUAGAAGGUGAUCCCGUGCAAACCGGUAAUCCAUCGCCGUUGGAAGACGUACAGAUUUCAGAUAUUAAAAUAUAAACAAAUAAAUACUUACUUACUGAAA
Spodoptera litura is the source of this 1987-nucleotide messenger RNA. RefSeq lists its product as uncharacterized. The record is from RefSeq and is a predicted model, not a curated record. Lineage: Eukaryota; Metazoa; Arthropoda; Insecta; Lepidoptera; Noctuidae.